This is a messenger RNA of Cantharellus anzutake, 829 nucleotides long. RefSeq lists its product as uncharacterized. The record is from RefSeq and is a predicted model, not a curated record. Bases 119 to 829 code for a protein of 236 amino acids. The transcript has 6 exons. Lineage: Eukaryota; Fungi; Basidiomycota; Agaricomycetes; Cantharellales; Hydnaceae.
ACGCGAUAGCGUGCGUCAACAUCGAAGUAAACGUGCGAGUCACUGUGAGAUACUGGCCCAACGAAGCUUUGUGCAGCGCCCGCAUCAGUGCAGUGCUACACUCGGAUUGAGUGUAUUCAUGCCAGAAGAGAUGUUCCCCAAGCAUAGGAGUGAGAACACGGGGGAUCUCCGGUUGGACUUCGUGUUCCAACUACAUUGCUAUAACGAAGGUGGCUCGUUAUUGAUCCGCGGAGAAGCACCAUCCCGUCAAAGCCGUCAGAGACAACGUCCAUUCCCUGAGCGCGCAGGCGUAGCUCACGCCUUGGGUAAAUCAGAACCAGGGCAACGUGUAUGCCCACUACUGGGAAAACCCAGAACCACCAUAGAACUUCGAUGGUCACUAUUAGCAUUCCCAGAGCCGGGGCAGCUCGCAAGAAUAUUGCUCCGGUUCUGCAUCAAAAAUCCGGCUGAUAUAGCUCUUGCAAUCGCGAGGCAAACGAAGGUAGCGUGCACUGAGUGGCCAGACACCCAGAAUUGCAACAAGCUCGUCAUGAGUGAUGGCACUAAGACAAAUGAGACAAAUAAGAUUGCAAAAUGUAGAUUUGAUUUGGAGAAAGCGUUCUUUUCGUGCCUUCACGACAUGCAAUGUUUUGAGUAUACCAAGCGCACGAUGCCAGCACUAAAUACAAUCUCGAGGUACAACAUGAUGUGGGGAUAUUCCAUUUUAGUUGUCGUGGCUGUUGCGAUGUUUGCUACUUUUACACAAGGACAAACUCAGAUAUAUGAAGAAGAGAAAAGGGACGGAAAAAGGAAAUGGCAGAAAAAUGAUCAUGAAGCCAACCAGCAGUGA